GGCUAUGUAACACGACAGAGUAACGCGCACAAUCUAAACGGAAAGUGAAGAAGGCGGUUCUGGGAACGCUGUUGUCGUGAACUGAAGUCCCGCCCACGGCAGCUGGAGGACAGAACUGACUGAGAGCCGCAGCCACAAGGACAUGCCACAGCGUCCGCUAGAAUCUUCAGCUGUAGACGGAGAACGCGCCUUCAGUCCAUUUAAAGGAGUAUGAUUCCCGUGACCGAAUUCCGGCAGUUCACGGAACAGCAGCCAGCGUUCCGGGUUCUGAAGCCAUGGUGGGAUGUGUUCACAGACUACCUCUCUGUGGUCAUGCUCAUGAUAGGUGUGUUUGGAUGCACUCUGCAGGUGAUGCAAGACAAAAUCAUAUGCCUUCCUCAAAGGACAUUCUCGCCAAACCAGACAGAGCUGAUGUGCCCACCUCUUUCUACAAAUCAUGAAUCAAUAGUGCCUGUCCAUGAGUUGAAAGGACUGAAGACGAACUUGGAUAUUCAGCAGUAUAAUUACAUAAACCAAAUGUGCUACGAAAAGGCACUGCAUUGGUAUGCUAAGUACUUCCCUUACCUGGUUCUCAUACAUACCGUCAUUUUCAUGGUGUGCAGCAAUUUCUGGUUCAAGUUUCCUGGCUCCAGCUCUAAAAUUGAGCACUUUAUAUCCAUCCUGGGCAAGUGUUUUGACUCUCCGUGGACUACGAGGGCACUGUCAGAAGUAUCUGGGGAGAAUCGUGAGGAGAAGGACAAGAAGAAGAACAGUGCCAGUAGGUCAACCCUUGAUAUUCCAAUUGGCGAGGGCAACCUGGAAAAGACUGAGUCUUUAAGAUCCAUUCCUGAAAAGAUUGUUGUUGACAAGCCAGCAGCAAGUGUCCUUGACAAGAAGGAAGGAGAGCAGGCCAAGGCCUUGUUUGAGAAGGUCAAAAAAUUUCGCCUGCAUGUGGAGGAGGGUGAUAUAUUAUAUAUGAUGUAUGUCCGUCAGACUGUUGUAAAAGUGCUCAAGUUUAUCCUUAUAAUUGCGUACAACAGUGCUCUGGUGUCAAAGGUUAGGUUUAGUGUUACCUGUACUGGGAACAUGCAGGACAUGACGGGGUACCGGUACUUCUGUUGCAAUCAUACUAUGGCCCACUUGUUCUCUAAGCUCUCCUACUGUUAUUUGUGUUUUGUUGGAGUUUACGGACUUACCUGCCUUUAUACAUCCUACUGGCUGUUCUAUAUUUCUCUCAAGGAAUACUCUUUUGAAUAUGUCAGGCAAGAGACUGGAAUUGAUGACAUCCCAGAUGUGAAGAAUGACUUUGCUUUCAUGUUGCACAUGAUCGACCAGUAUGAUCCCCUAUAUUCCAAGAGAUUUGCAGUGUUUCUCUCAGAGGUGAGUGAAAACAAGCUGAAACAGCUCAACCUCAACCACGAGUGGACAGCUGAUAAGCUUCGGCAGAAGUUGCAGACCAACAGCAAUAACAGGCUCGAACUUCAACUCUUCAUGCUGUCUGGUCUCCCAGAUACCAUCUUUGAGGUGACAGAGCUGCAGUCUUUGAAGCUUGAGAUUAUUAAUAACGUUACCAUACCAGCAGCCAUUGCCCAACUAGAGGAUCUCCAGGAGCUUUCGCUUUACCAGUGCUCGCUCAAGAUCCACAGUGCAGCCACCUCCUUCCUCAAGGAGAACUUGAAGGUGUUGCGAGUGAAGUUCGAUGAUGGUCGUGAACUUCCACAGUGGAUGUAUGUGUUGCGAAACUUGGAAGAGCUCCAUCUGAUUGGCUCUUUAGGUUCUGAUGCAUCAAAGAAUGUAACCCUAGACUCUCUACGAGAGCUCAAAGCGCUGAAGACACUGAUGCUCAAGAGCAACUUCACCAAGAUCCCUCAAUCCAUUGUGGAUGUGGCCAGCCAUCUACAGCGCCUCUGUAUUUGCAAUGAUGGCACCAAACUGGUCAUGCUAAACAACCUGAAAAAGAUGGUGAAUCUUACAGAACUUGAGUUGGUGCACUGUGACCUGGAGCGCAUACCACACGCCAUUUUCAGCCUGUCUAAUCUGCAGACAUUGAAUCUGAAAGAGAACAAUCUACGCACCAUUGAAGAGAUUGUCAGCUUCCAGCACCUCUGUAAGCUGACCUGUCUGAAGCUUUGGCACAACAGCAUCGCUUUUAUACCUGAACACAUCAAAAAACUCACCAGCUUGGAGCGCCUCUACUUCAGUCAUAACAAGAUCGAGAUCCUACCUUCACAUUUGUUCCUGUGCAACAAACUCCGUUACCUUGAUCUUUCCAACAAUGACAUCCGUUUUAUCCCACCGGAGAUAGGCGUUCUCCAAAGCCUUCAGUACUUCUCUGUUAGUUGCAACAAAAUCGAAAAUAUUCCUGAUGAGCUCUUCUUCUGUAAGAAGCUGAAGACUCUGAAGCUUGGCAGAAACAUGCUGUCUGUCCUCUCACCAAAGAUUUCUUUCCUAGGCGUACUGACUCACUUGGAGUUAAAGGGUAAUCACUUUGAGUUCUUACCGGCUGAACUUGGCUAUUGUCGCGCCUUAAAGUGCAGUGGACUUGUCGUAGAAGACGUGCUGUUUGAAACGCUGCCUUCAGACAUCAGGGAACAAAUGCAAGCAGAGUGAUGACUGCUUUGCUUUAAUGCCAAAUAUUGUAAUCUGACUCCUUAAGAGGCAAGGCUCCAGGUGUUUCGUCCUGUAGUAUGUAUAGUGAUCUAUAUGGGUGAGUACUUGCAAUUUCAUGUUUAAAGCUGGACUUGUGCUUAAUGGCCUUUUAAUGCAAAAAAGAGAAAUCUAGGGAUGGAUACCUUUUAAUGCCUUACAUUGUAUAUUAUGAAAAAAUAUGCCAUGUAAACAUUCUAAGACUCUUUAUUUAAUUUUCUAAGAUGUUAGAUUUUUUUAUUUUAUUUAAUUUUUUUACAUGUAAAUCAUAAAAGUAGACAACUGACAGGGAUGCAUUUUACAGACAGUGGGAUGCAAUUUCAUUGUAAGUUUUCACUGCAUUUGACUGACAUUUGCUUUCAUAAUCCAUUAAGCUUUUGCAGGUCAAGUACUGUACAACAUGUUUUGCACUGGAAAUAGCGAUAUUAGAAUUUGCACUAGAAACUUUAACAUUCCUUUUAUUUGACUUUUUAUGUGUAUAUAGGACUUUGCAAGGAUUUAAAGCAUGUACAGUAUGAUAGGAAAAUAGUUAAUAUAAACAUAUAUACUAGUAGUAUUUUUUUGUUUGUUUUGUUUUUGUAUUUUUCUUCCUGCAUAUUUACUCUGAUAAUUCUAAAGCUUUUGGAAAGCAGGAUCCUUAUGCAUGUGUUCUCGUGUAGAUUUACAUGUUUUUCUUAGCAUUUCUGUUUUAAUGAUAAGUCUGUCUGUUGUUGGUAGUAGAUCCUGGGCAGAUAAAUGCAACCACAUUUCAGUAUACCUCUUAUGCACUAGAUGUACCAGCUUCAAAUGUCGUAAUAUGCAUUUCUAAAGGGUUUUUUUCUGCUGUGGUUUGCUUAGUUUAAACAGUACUUGACUUCUCUGGUUGAAGACAGAAUGCAAAUGUAGAAGGCAUUUUUCUUACCUUAACUAAGUAUAUACACAUAUUUUUUCUUAUAUACCAACAAUGUACUAUUAAUAGACAUUUAGAUUUAUUCAUCAUAUUAGUCAACAGUAUUUGUCAUUUAAGCUCGCAUUGUACACUGUUUCUAUUUUAUACAAACUAAAAGAAAACAUUUGCCAGAAACAAAGCUCUAAGCAUAUAUACAAAAGCAUUUUACGAAAUGGAUUCUUCUAUAAUGUCUAUAAUAUGGAAAAAAAAAAAAAGAUCUCUCAAGGUGCACUAAGAUAAAUCAGGUAGGUAGUAGCCCUGUCACAAUAACAACUUUUUGUAGUGCAAUAUAUUGUUCCAGAAAUAAUUGCGAUAAACAAUAUUAUUGUUAUUUUAAUUUUAUU
Molecule: messenger RNA, 3897 nt
Organism: Cyprinus carpio (common carp)
Lineage: Eukaryota; Metazoa; Chordata; Actinopteri; Cypriniformes; Cyprinidae
Product: volume-regulated anion channel subunit LRRC8C-like
Molecular function (GO): protein binding
Source: RefSeq, a predicted model, not a curated record